This is a messenger RNA of Orussus abietinus, 2977 nucleotides long. RefSeq lists its product as uncharacterized. Gene Ontology annotation, cellular component: nucleus. The record is from RefSeq and is a predicted model, not a curated record. The transcript is spliced from 3 exons. Gene Ontology annotation, biological process: regulation of transcription by RNA polymerase II; anterior/posterior pattern specification; regulation of neurogenesis. Bases 527 to 1873 code for a protein of 448 amino acids. NCBI's taxonomy places the organism in Eukaryota, Metazoa, Arthropoda, Insecta, Hymenoptera, Orussidae. Gene Ontology annotation, molecular function: protein dimerization activity; DNA-binding transcription factor activity, RNA polymerase II-specific; RNA polymerase II cis-regulatory region sequence-specific DNA binding.
GCUCGCUUCGCGGCCGAAAGAGGACUUCCGGGCGAACUUGGUUCUUCGCGUCGGGGAGGCUGUCGACCGGGCGCGUAGCCGUUGCAGGGGUUUCCGCCGGAAGCAGUCGGUUCGCCAUCCGGGACGGCGGGGCGGAAAGUCGAGAUCGGACCUUUGGACACGUGGACGUGAAAACGUGAACUCCGGCGGGGACGGAACAUCCGGACCUCGAGGGAUGUCGAGUCGGAAGUGCGCAGCGGGAGGCAGAUCUUGGAAGAAAUUCUCGAGGAAGGAAGAAUCCGAGAUAACGAGGCUCUGGUGGAGAGGUGGACCGUGAACGGAGGAUAUGAGAAGAGAGUCGUCGUCGGAUACGCAGUGCUGGAGUGGUCGGUGGGAGAGGUCGAAUAGUGUCGAGCCGGAAGAGGUUUGAUACGUUCCUGAGGUUUGGACCGGAGAAGAGGAGAGAUCGAGAGUUCACCCGGGCCAGCGAAGGACCGGAGACCCGGGAACCGUGGUAGACCUCUCGGUGGAGAUCGGGGACGGCAGGAUGUGGCGAGUCGUGGUGGCGCGGUCCGACGAGAACAGCACCCUGCUCUCGUCGGACAUCACGUCCGGCGCGAUGGGACCUAUGGCCCCUAUGGGCCCCAUGGCCUCGAUGGCGCCCAUGGGACCCAUGGGUCCGAGCCACCUCUCCUCGCUUCCGGCCCCCGGGGUGGCUUCGCAUCACUGGGGCUAUCCGCCCCCGCCCCAUCCCACGUAUCAGGCGCAUCAGCACGCGGAGAUGCGCCAUCACCACCCCCAGACUCAACCCCAGCCCCAUUCCCAUCCCCACGACCCGAGGCAUCCGGCCACCAGCGGGACCAACGUCCCCCCCAAUGUUCCACCUGGUGGUCAAGGCGUGGGCGAUGUCAAGGCCGAUCAUAGGCACGAGAUGCGCCAACAUCAGCCGGACAUGCAGCGGCCAGAAAUCAGGCACGAGAUGCAGCGGACGGAGAUCAGGCACGAGAUGCAGCGGCCAGAAAUCAGGCACGAGAUCAGGCACGAGAUCAGGCACCAGGACAUGCCCGGCAUGAGGAGCGAACUCACCGAACUUAGAGCCAGCCAUGAACUGCCCGAACUCAAGAUCGAUAUCACGGAACUCAGGACGCAGGAGUCACAGCAGCCGCAGCAGCAGCAACAGCAGCAGCAACAGCAACAAUCGCAUCAACAAAGGCCCCUCAAGCGAGCCAUGAGCGACUCCGACUGUGACGAUGUCUUCUCAGAGGAGAGCGGCAAGGAACCUUGCAACUCCCCUGGAGGCGACUCCUGCCAACACGCGUCCAGGAAGAGGAGACGGGGGAUGAUCGAGAAGAAGCGGAGGGACAGGAUAAACGCAUCCCUUGGCGAGCUUAGAAGAUUGGUCCCGGCCGCGGCGAGGGAUCCACACAGCGGGAAGCUGGAGAAGGCUGAGAUCCUGCAGUUGACGGUGGAGCAUCUCAGGACGCUGCGAAAUAAAGGUCCAGAAGGGUACGACAGUACGAAAUUGGCGAUGGAUUAUCACGCCGUGGGCUGGGGCGAGUGCGCCGCCGAGGUAGGGCGGUACCUGGUGACAAUGGAGGGCCUGGACGAGAGAGACCCCCUCAGGUUGAGACUUCUGUCCCACCUGCAGAGCUUUCACAGGGAACACCCGCCUCCCCCUGGAGGUCCUGUGCCGUCCGCGCCGUUGACCUCGACCUCUUCGGGUCCUAGCUACGAGCCACCGAGUUCCGCCUCUUCGGGGAUGCCUCCUGGCGCCGGAAGUGUGCCUCCCCUUCUCGGUGGAGGAGCCCUAGGAUGGGGGCAGUACCCUGGACAGUACCCCCAACAGCAGCACGGAAAGCCUUACAGACCAUGGGGAGCAGAGCUGGCCUAUUGAGGGAUCGAUCCCUCCUGAAAUAGCAAGCAUUAUAAAUGAUGAUAGGGAGUUAAGGGUGAAGGAUUCAAGAUCGACCAGCUAGGAAGGCGCCUCGACGUGGAGAUGGUGCCAGGAGGUACCCGGAAAUCCGACGAAUCCUGAAACAUGGAAAUUGCCUGCCGAGGGAUCGAUUCGCUUGGAAAUAGCACCCAUUGUACACGGUAUUUCAGGGUUAUUGGUGGAGGGUCCAGGGUGGAGAUGAAGGACCUUGGAAAAUAUUGGUGGAAGUUAAUCUUUAUCCUAAGCGUGGUAUCAUUAACGGGGUGCCUAAUUCUGAUAUGAACCGAUAGAUCAAGACCCUGGAUCCUGGAAGUGGUCUAUUAGGGGAUUGGGAGUUCCCUUGAAAUUACGACAAUAAUCUGGAUAUUGUUCAGCGAAUUUCUAGAACAAAGGGUUCGCAUCCUGGUGACCAGGAAGUUAGGAUUCUGGGAGAGAUCUUCCCUCUCUGGGAGUGUAUACGAUAUCGAGUACAGGAAUUAUACCUCGGCUCCUCGCCUCUGAUUUUAGGGAGCGCGUAAGACCAAAGAAAGCGUUAUUGUAAGGAUAUUGAUAGAGUAAGACUUGGACUGUGUGCUUUUUAUCAGCGAUAACGAGGUACGCUGGUCGCUGAUUUUGAAAGAUUCGAUGCGAGGCUUCCUAAUUGUUGCUCCUUUUGACCAGGGUGUUCGUGGAGGGGGAAAUUAGCGACGAUUGUUGUAUAUAUUUAUAUGUAUCUCCUUGUGCAUUUAUUUAUGUUGUAUAUAUGGAAUAAUGGUGCCUCGUGAGAGGAAUUCCCCUCUUGAGCCUCAGGACGGGCAGGCCGAUCGGCCAGGAUUCCGCGAGUGAUAAUAUGAUAGUCAUACAGGUACCUAAUAAGAAUUUAUACGAAGAAGUAUUUAUUUUGAAAUAACGCGCCGAGGUUCUCGGGCCGUUUCCACGGGAGAUCCCUUUGUACAGUGUACAUACAUAUUUAUAUUUUGGGUAAAUUGUAAGCCACCGCGCAGAGGGCUGCGAAAAAGCACCCUUUUGAACACGCAUUUUGAUGAGUGGAAUUGCCGCGAGGAAUUUCCCCGGAAGUGCCGCCGA